GCUUCAGACAUGUAUAGCUUCAGAUUCAUCAUGAUACCAGUUGAGCUUCUUCUUUGCUACCACCUGCUGCAUUCUGUGGAUGCCAUUUCAUAUAGAAAGCAGACAAAUGUCUCCAUGCACCUUUCCUCAUCCUUGGGAUCCCCUCCACUCUUCUCAGGCUCCUUGUCUUGCCAGAAUCUACAUCCAAAGUCUCUACCUGGUUUUGCCCACAUGGCCCCUCUAUCCAAGUUCCUAGUAGGCCUGGCUCUAAGGAACGCCUUGGAGGAAGCUGGCUGCCAACCUGAUGCCUGGGCCCUGCAGCUUCAGCUCUACCACUGGGGUGGUGUGAAUGCGACAGAGGGCCUCAUUCACCAUCUUCAAGGGCUCCAGAAAGGCAGAAGUACAGACAGCAGAGUGUCAGUGGAAACCCUCUCCUCUGUUCUGCAACUGUUAGCCAGGGAGCAGCCAGGGCAAAAGAGGGUGAGGCGCUCCUUCUCCACUAAGGACUGUGAGAAUGAGCAGGAACAAGGUGUGCAUAAUGUCAUCCGUCUAUUGCCAGGAGUGGGAACCUACUAUAACCUGGGCACAGCUCUCUACUAUGCCAUUCAGAAUUGCUCUGACAAGGCCAAGGAACGAGGUCAAGAUGGAGCCCUAGAUCUGGGUUAUGACCUUCUGAUGACCAUGGCAGGACUGUCAGGAGGGCCCACAGGUCUAGUGAUCAGUGCUGCACUUAAACCAGCAUUAAAGGCUGGUGUACAGCAACUGAUCCAGUAUUAUUAUGAAGAGAAAGAGACAAACAUCCCUCAGCCAGAGACCAGCAAGGAGGGCUUGUGGAGCACCUCAGAUGUGAGUGACUUGGAAGAAACAACUACCAUGUCUCCUUUGGUGUCAGAAGUAGUAAGUCCAGGGCUGGGGAUGUGGCACAGUGGUAAAGUGCUUUUCUGGUAUGGGUGA
Molecule: messenger RNA, 933 nt
Organism: Marmota flaviventris (yellow-bellied marmot)
Lineage: Eukaryota; Metazoa; Chordata; Mammalia; Rodentia; Sciuridae
Product: apolipoprotein F
Biological process (GO): cholesterol metabolic process
Source: RefSeq, a predicted model, not a curated record